Messenger RNA from Halteromyces radiatus, 2062 nucleotides. Its product is annotated as P-loop containing nucleoside triphosphate hydrolase protein. The transcript is spliced from 7 exons. Gene Ontology annotation, biological process: maturation of SSU-rRNA. Gene Ontology annotation, molecular function: ATP binding; nucleic acid binding; RNA helicase activity. Bases 128 to 1627 code for a protein of 499 amino acids. Lineage: Eukaryota; Fungi; Mucoromycota; Mucoromycetes; Mucorales; Cunninghamellaceae. The record is from RefSeq and is a predicted model, not a curated record.
UUGGAGGCGGCGAAUGAAAAUAAUCGCAUGAGAGAGUGGCUUAUUUGUGAGCGAAAGAUUGCUAAGAAAAAAAUAUAUAUCCUUUUUUUUCACUUUCCCUUUUUUUUCACUUUUUUGACAAACUUUAAUGGAUCUUUUUCAUUUACUUGGUAGUGGGGCAAACUUCAACAAACAACGAUUUCAUAACGAUGUUGAAAUAUUUGAAUCAACUCCAGAUAAAGAUACAGAUGUGACUAAAGAUACGGAAGCUAGAGAUCAACUUUUAGAAGAACUUGAUUUCUUCAAGACAACUCAUACUAUAGUGGAUGGGAAAAAAUCAAAGAAAAAUAAAAUAAAAAAUAAUGAAGAAACAACAUAUACACCUUCACCAUUAACGAAAUAUGACUUUACAAACAACAAAGAAGUAGAAGAAUAUCGCAAACAUCAUCGUAUUCGAGUAUAUGGUACUGAUGUACCUGAACCUUUUCAACAUUUUGCCGAUCUAUCCAGUGGUAUAUACAAUAUGAAUCCUAAAUUAUUAAAGAACUUGUAUGAUAGUAAAUAUACUAGUCCUACUCCUAUUCAAAUGCAAGCUAUUCCUAUCAUGGUGAAAGAACGAGAUCUUAUGGCCUGUGCUCCUACUGGUUCUGGUAAAACUAUGGCUUAUUUGUUACCUAUUUUACAUGAUUUGAAAAAACAUGAAAAAGUUGGUUAUCGUGCUUUGAUCAUAGCUCCUACUCGUGAAUUAGCUCAACAGAUUGAUCGUGAAUUAUCAAGAUUAUCAACUGGAACCAAACUCAAAACUCAUUUAUUGACCAAAGCAGCAACAGCAGGAGAUAAAACUCAAUUACCUGAACAAAGACAAAAAUUUGAUAUCUUGAUUAGUACACCAAUGCGUUUGAUUUAUGCUGUUAAAGAAAAGGAAGUGGAUUUGGCUCAAGUACGACAUUUGAUAUUGGAUGAAGCUGAUAAAUUAUUGGAACUUGGAUUUUUGGAACAAACUGAUGAAAUCUUUGCUGCCUUUAGUGGAUCUCCUGUACGCAAAGCUUUAUUCAGUGCUACUUUUUCACCUACUGUGGAAGAAUUAGCUCAAUCUGUCAUGAAAAAUCCAACUCGUGUAGUCAUUGGAUCAAGAAAUGCGGCGACAGAAACUAUUAAACAACAAUUAUUAUUUACUGGGAAUGAAGCUGGAAAAAUGGUAGCAUUACGUCAAUAUGUCAGUAAAGGACUCAAACCACCAGUUUUAAUCUUUGUUCAAUCCAUUGAUCGUGCAAAAGAAUUAUUCAAGGAAUUGGUAUUUGAUGGUAUCAAUGUAGAAGUCAUUCAUUCAGAUCGUACAAAGGCUCAGCGUGAAAAUAUCAUUGAUCAAUUCCGUUUAGGAAGAAUUUGGGUAUUAAUUGCUACUGAAUUAAUGGCUCGUGGGUUGGAUUUUAAAGGUGUGAAUUUGGUGAUCAAUUAUGACUUUCCACAAAGUAUUGAAAGUUACAUUCAUCGAAUCGGUCGUACAGGUCGUGCUGGACGUCAAGGUGAAGCCAUUACGUAUUAUACAAAGGAUGAUUUUGAUUAUUUGAAAACCAUUGUCAAUGUGAUGCGAGAAUCUGGAUGUGAAGUGCCUGAUUGGAUGUUAUCAAUGAAGAAAGCAAAGUAAGUGAUGGAAAAAUGGAGAAUAAAUACAAUUUUGUAUUGAUAUACUUUUUUAUAGUAAACAACAAAGGAAAAAAUUAAGACAAGGUCGUGUUGAACGAGAAGCCAUUGAUACCACUCCAAAAUAUGAUUUGAAAAAGGCAGCCAAGUUAAAGUAAGUUGAUAUAAAUGGAAUGAAAUGGAUGAUCUUACAUAUAUAUAUUUUGUAGGGCCAUGAUUGAAGGAUCUAAACGAAGAAAAAGAAAGGCUCAAUUAGCGGAAAAGGAAAAAGCGAAAAAAUCCAAACAAGAACAAACCAACGAAUGAUUCAACAAAAUUCCCUUUUUAUUAGCAUAUAAUUAUAGAUUGGUUUUUAGAAUUGUAUAUUUGUACCAUCAUCUCCCUUCAUUUUACAACAUUUUCAUCUUUAAUAAACAUCAUUUUGAUUAUAUAUAUCUUA